AUGUUUUCAGUCACUAGAAGAAGAGCAGCAGCAGCAGCAGCUGCUGCUGCUGCCAUGGCCACAGCUACAGGAUCGCUGUACUGGGUUGCCACGCAGGGCGAGAGGCCCUGCGUGCACAAUGACGCAAGCUACAUGGUCCAAUUUCCCACUGCUGCUCCACCGCAGGUUUCCAGGCGAGACCUGCUGGAACGGCUAGGCAAGACGCAUCAAUUUGAUGUGCUGAUCAUCGGUGGAGGAGCCACGGGGACAGGGUGUGCCCUGGACGCUGCAACGAGAGGGCUCAAUGUAGCACUUGUUGAAAAGGGCGACUUUGCCUCGGGAACUUCGUCCAAAUCUACCAAGAUGAUUCACGGCGGGGUGCGGUACUUGGAGAAGGCCUUCUGGGAGUUUUCCAAGGCGCAGCUGGACCUGGUCAUUGAGGCGCUCAACGAGCGUAAACAUCUUAUCAAUACGGCCCCUCAUUUGUGCACGGUUCUGCCGAUUCUGAUCCCCAUCUAUAGCACGUUGCAGGUGCCGUACAUCUAUAUGGGUUGUAAAUUCUACGAUUUCUUCGCUGGUUCUCAAAACCUGAAAAAAUCAUACCUGCUGUCGAAAUCUGCCACGGUGGAGAAGGCCCCCAUGCUUACGACAGACAAUUUGAAGGCCUCGCUUGUGUAUCAUGAUGGGUCGUUUAACGACUCGCGUUUGAAUGCCACGUUGGCCAUCACUGCUGUGGAGAACGGCGCUACCGUCUUGAAUUAUGUCGAGGUGCAAAAGUUGAUCAAGGACCCAGCUUCUGGUAAGGUUAUCGGUGCUGAGGCUCGCGACGUCGAGACCAACGAACUCAUAAGAAUCAAGGCCAAAUGCGUGGUCAAUGCUACAGGGCCCUACAGCGAUGCGAUUUUGCAAAUGGACCGUAACCCGUCGGGCCAACCAGACUCCCCGUUAAACGACAACUCCAAGGCCAAGUCUGCUUUCAACCAAAUCGCCGUUAUGGACCCGAAAAUGGUCAUCCCAUCCAUCGGUGUUCACAUUGUACUGCCCUCUUUCUACUGCCCGAAGGACAUGGGUUUGCUCGACGUCAGAACUUCUGAUGGUAGAGUGAUGUUCUUUUUACCGUGGCAGGGCAAGGUACUUGCUGGUACCACAGAUAUUCCUUUGAAGCAAGUACCAGAAAACCCCAUGCCCACAGAAGCUGAUAUCCAAGAUAUCUUGAAAGAAUUACAACAUUACAUUGAAUUCCCCGUGAAAAGAGAAGACGUCUUAAGUGCAUGGGCCGGUGUCAGACCCUUGGUCAGAGAUCCACGUACAAUCCCCGCAGAUGGGAAGAAGGGCUCCGCCACCCAGGGUGUGGUAAGAUCCCAUUUCUUGUUCACUUCAGAUAAUGACUUGAUUACUAUCGCGGGUGGUAAAUGGACUACUUACAGACAGAUGGCCGAAGAAACAAUCGACAAAGUUGUUGAAGUUGGUGGAUUCCAUAAUUUAACACCUUGUCACACAAGAGACAUCAAACUUGCUGGUGCUGAAGAAUGGACGCAAAAUUACGUCGCCUUAUUGGCUCAGAAUUACCACUUAUCAUCAAAGAUGUCUAACUAUUUGGUCCAGAACUAUGGGACCCGUUCCUCCAUUAUUUGCGAGUACUUCAAAGAAUCCAUGGAAAAUAAACUACCUUUAUCUUUAGCGGAUAAGGAAAACAACGUUAUCUAUUCCAGUGAGGAAAACAACUUGGUCAACUUUGAUACUUUCAGGUAUCCAUUCACAAUCGGCGAGUUGAAAUAUUCAAUGCAGUACGAAUAUUGCAGAACUCCCUUGGAUUUCCUUUUAAGAAGAACAAGGUUCGCCUUUUUGGAUGCCAAGGAGGCUUUGAAUUCGGUACAUGCCACUGUUAAAGUCAUGGGUGAUGAGUUUAAUUGGUCAGAGAAAAAAAGGCAAUGGGAACUCGAAAAAACUGUGAACUUCAUCAAGACUUUUGGUGUUUAG
Saccharomyces mikatae IFO 1815 is the source of this 1959-nucleotide messenger RNA. RefSeq names its product glycerol-3-phosphate dehydrogenase (gene GUT2). The transcript has a single exon. Gene Ontology annotation, cellular component: glycerol-3-phosphate dehydrogenase (FAD) complex; mitochondrion. Gene Ontology annotation, biological process: glycerol-3-phosphate metabolic process. Bases 1 to 1959 code for a protein of 652 amino acids. Gene Ontology annotation, molecular function: glycerol-3-phosphate dehydrogenase (quinone) activity. The record is from RefSeq and is a predicted model, not a curated record. NCBI's taxonomy places the organism in Eukaryota, Fungi, Ascomycota, Saccharomycetes, Saccharomycetales, Saccharomycetaceae.